AAACGAAAUCAAAUAUGGAGUUUUCUAUUACAUUUACCUUCCUCUCGUUAAUGAUCUUGACGAAGUCAUUUGGAAUUGAUGGAACAAACCAUUUCAUUUGCCAAAAGAUGGAUGGGGCGUUGGUAUCGGAAAGUCAAGUUGGCAGUAGCGAUAUUUCGAGUAACCCUACAAUACAGCAUACUCAAGGGAGGCCAGGGAAAAGAGGAAUACAAGGAAUGAAAGGAGAGAUAGGACCACCGGGAAAUGUGAAUUACGAGACUAUCGAUUUGAAAUUGGAAAACAAAGUCAAUCAAAAAGUGCAAGAAUCAAUGACAGAAUAUGGCUCAUCAGUUGCAGAAUUACAAGCAGAAGUGGAAAAGUUGAAACAACGACAAGAUUUGUGCAAGGUGUUCUAUGGUGGAAAAUGUUUCUGGAUUGCUUAUCCUAAUUCGGGGGCUGCCACGUAUACUCAAAUUGACGAUCUUUGUGCCCAAGAAGGUGGAACGCCGGCAAAUAUUUAUGGAAGAGAUCAUUUUGAAGAAAUAGAUGCAUAUGUGGAUUCGAUCGCCCAGCAUGAAACGUUUUUCACUGGAAUGACCAUUGAUAAAUCGAACAAAAUCAUUACCAUGAAUAACGGCAUGAAAGCGAGAUGGAAUAUUGGAGAUAUGAAAUGGUUUCCCGGGCACCCGUCUGGCAACGCCGGCUGGACACUAAUUGGCAUACAUUCUGACCGAGAUCCAGAGAAACCACAAGGAAUGCACAACUGGCCUAAAAGUAGCUCAAGGCAUGGAGUCAUUUGUGAAAAGUAAUCAUGAAACUCAAAGUUGUCUGAUGAGUGAUAACAAUAAAAUUUGUUCUAAUCAGAAACAGAGAACAUCACCACCAAUCAAGGAUCGGGCGACAAAUAAUUUGAAAUGUCACGUUAAUGCCUUGUCAUAUGCAUUUUAUUCCUAGGGCAGUCGGAACGUCGCCUUAAAAAAAUUUGCAAAAAAAAAUUUUGCAAAUUGAUCCAUUCAUUACGUAUCCAAUAAUUAAGGUCUUCUAACAUCAGUUCAUUAGCAUGCAUCUAGUCUUGUAAUAUCUGGUAUAAAAAUGGAAAUAGCCGAAUAUUGGAAAUCACAAUUAACAGUAGCAAACAGGGUAGUUAAAUCGUUUUUUGGGAUGUAUAUAGUGCUUUCUUUAGGUCAUGUUGACAUCACAGUGAUUGUGCCACAUAUAUGAAAAUAUAUCAAAUUUUAUUAAAUUGCA
This is a messenger RNA of Styela clava, 1227 nucleotides long. RefSeq lists its product as uncharacterized. The record is from RefSeq and is a predicted model, not a curated record. Lineage: Eukaryota; Metazoa; Chordata; Ascidiacea; Stolidobranchia; Styelidae.